Molecule: messenger RNA, 691 nt
Organism: Manduca sexta (tobacco hornworm)
Lineage: Eukaryota; Metazoa; Arthropoda; Insecta; Lepidoptera; Sphingidae
Product: thioredoxin domain-containing protein 12
Exons: 3
Coding region: 116-598 (160 amino acids)
Cellular component (GO): endoplasmic reticulum
Source: RefSeq, a predicted model, not a curated record
UGCUGUCAAAUUCAAACUAUUUGUCAAAAAUGGCUGAACGGAAAAGAUAAUUUACAUUUUUGAAAUGUUAACCGCCGACUUGCCGGCAAUGGUCGAGCAAUAACCAUUUUUAAUCAUGGCCGGUACUGUGGCCAAAGCGUUAUUCGCAUUACUGUGUAACAGAGUGCGGUGCGAUGCUUCAGGCAAGGACAAUGGGUUUGGAAAGAAAUACGUCUGGGCGGGCUCCUUGGAGUCAGGUCUGCAGAUGGCCAUGAGCCACAGGAAGCCUCUGAUGGUGAUAAUACACAAGUCCUGGUGCUCGGCGUGUAAGAAACUGAAGCCGCAGUUCGCGAGCUCUACCGAGAUACAAACUUUGAGCAAACACUUUGUUAUGGUGAAUAUAGUUGAUGAGGAAGAGCCGAAUAACAAUGUGUUAGCACCUGAUGGUACUUAUAUACCUAGAAUCCUGUUCCUCUCACCAAAAGGUUUAGUCGACAAAGACAUAUACAACGAAGAAGGGAGCAACCAGCACAAAUACUUCUACAGUAGACCGGAGCAGAUAGCCAAGUCCAUGAGAAAGGUGCUGGACAAAUACAAACACGAACAAUUCGAUGUAUGAGGACUUUAAGACGCUCUUAUUUUAUAAGUGAAAGAAACAUCAGAACUCAAAUUCAUCGUUAUCCAUCACGUGUAAAAUAAAGUAUAUGUAAAA